Molecule: messenger RNA, 905 nt
Organism: Carassius auratus (goldfish)
Lineage: Eukaryota; Metazoa; Chordata; Actinopteri; Cypriniformes; Cyprinidae
Product: tumor necrosis factor receptor superfamily member 14-like
Exons: 5
Coding region: 92-817 (241 amino acids)
Biological process (GO): positive regulation of T cell migration; defense response to Gram-positive bacterium; defense response to Gram-negative bacterium
Cellular component (GO): external side of plasma membrane
Molecular function (GO): protein binding
Source: RefSeq, a predicted model, not a curated record
CUGGCACAAUUUAUUUCUGUCUAUUUUACUGAAAGCCAUCUAACACAAAUCUCUUUUUCAUCUCUGCAGAUAAUUUAUUCAGUUCCCAGAGAUGUCUAUACUCUAUAAUCUAUCAAAACUGCUUCCUCUCCUCUUCGUGAACAUUGUGCUUUGUGGGGCAGCUUGUAAUAAUGCAGAAUAUGAAAUUAAUGGAAAGUGUUGCCCAAAGUGUCUUCCAGGAAAGCGAGUUUAUAAACACUGUGAUGAGAUCAGAAGCACAACAUGUGAUUCAUGUCCCUUCAUGACUUACUCUAAUACACCUAAUGGAUUUAUAGAGUGUCUGCCCUGUUCUGUGUGUGAUACGAGUGAUGGAGUGACAGUAAAGCAGGCAUGUACAUUAACAUCAGACACAGUGUGUGGACCUCUUCCUGGUUAUUACUGUAUAGACUCGCUCUAUAACUGUAAAAGAGCCAAGAAACAUUCAUCCUGCUCACCUGGACAAUACAUCAAGCAAACCGGAACAGAGUUCAGAGAUACAGUGUGUGAUCACUGUCCUGCUGGUUCAUAUUCAGAUGGGACACUCUGCAAAUUACAUACAAACUGUGAAUCUCUAGACAAGACAACUAUCAGAGAAGGAACAGAUACGACUGAUGCUGAGUGCAGAGAUAGACCAACUUCAUAUUUACUGCCACUGAUUCUGUGUGUGAGUGGAGUGUGUUUGAUGUUACGUUUUGUCACAAUUGGAAUUACCGUAAAGAACAAAAAUAAUCAAAAUAGAGGAUUAAAUCGAGUUACAACCCAAGAUUUGGAACAGCAAACUUUGUAUUUAAUCAUAUAAUGUUUGUAAAUAGUAAUAUUAUAAUAAAAGUAAAAUGUUUUAUUUUUUUGAUGUAGACAAAUAAAGAAGUAAAGUCUGCACACUGAAA